This is a messenger RNA of Guillardia theta CCMP2712, 345 nucleotides long. RefSeq lists its product as hypothetical. NCBI's taxonomy places the organism in Eukaryota, Cryptophyceae, Pyrenomonadales, Geminigeraceae. The transcript has a single exon. The annotation marks the transcript as partial. The record is from RefSeq and is a predicted model, not a curated record.
AUGGUGGUUGGCAUCUACUUUUCUGCCCAUUGGUGCCCCCCCUGCAGGAUGUUUACACCCGCUCUUGCUGAGGCUUACAGGAGCAUCAGGUCUGCUAACAAGAAGUUCGAGAUUGUCUUCGUCUCGUCGGACCACAACGAAGCAGGUUUCGAUGAGUACCUCCGCUCGAUGCCUUGGCUGGCGCUGCCGUUUGCAGAGAGAUCGAUCAAGAACAAGCUGAGCGGCAUGUUCGGAGUGUCAGGGAUCCCUUGCCUCGUGCUGCUUGACGGGGCUCGUGGGAGUUUGAUCACGAGAGAUGGCCGUCAGGUCAUCAUGCAGGAUAGAUUCGGCACGAACUUCCCGUGG